AUGGAACACCAAGAUACCAAUUGGAAGACUUGGGUUGUGAAACACUCUGAUGAAGAACAUUACAUCUUGAAUGCCGGGUCCUUACACGAUCCACAUCUCCAUCACACCCUUUCUAAUCUGCCUUUGGACCCUCCAACCCCGGCCGAUUGGGUUGAAGCAAUUGCAAAGGGGCUGGACAUCUGGAAUGAUGGGGGUGACGGGGUGGAAUCUGACCAAGAAGACCGGAGUGAAAGCAGCUGCUCUGAGGAUGAUGACGCCAAGGGGGAGACGGACGAUGAAGACACGGGGAGUCAGGCAGAAACUGGUUCCACCUACAGCGGCACAGACACCGCCGAUGAUGGCGAAACUGACACCAAGGAUGAUGGCAAUUGA
Molecule: messenger RNA, 372 nt
Organism: Puccinia triticina
Lineage: Eukaryota; Fungi; Basidiomycota; Pucciniomycetes; Pucciniales; Pucciniaceae
Exons: 2
Coding region: 1-372 (123 amino acids)
Source: RefSeq, a predicted model, not a curated record